This is a messenger RNA of Brassicogethes aeneus, 2505 nucleotides long. The record is from the annotation of a GenBank genome assembly. NCBI's taxonomy places the organism in Eukaryota, Metazoa, Arthropoda, Insecta, Coleoptera, Nitidulidae.
CCGUUCAAUAUGAAUCAAAAAGAGGCACUUAAAACAUUGUUAAUUCUAUUAGCAUCACUAUCGUGGUUUGCAGUAGCAAGACAUGCUUCUUCACAUUUAACACAUGAUAAAAAUACUGAAGAAUAUAAUGAUAAAAGUCACAUCCAUACACCAAAAGACAUUAAACCACACACAGAUAUAUGCAAUGAACCUGCAGUAUGCGUCCCUCACGUUAGUUGUCCUGCACACGUUAGAAAGGAUAAUAAAACUUCCUGCAAAGCGAUUGGAGGCCGAAAAGGAGUCUGCUGCACUUCAGGAAGAAAUCUUACAGAAACAUUUCAUGAAAAAGGUCGUCACCAUGUUCAAAAUUUGGAUAAAGUUACUUUAAACUUUAUAGCACAUCAUAGUCAAUCUGAAAUGGCAUUUUUAAGAACAAAGGAAACUCAUUUACUUGCCAGGGAAAAUAACGUUUUAAGGCAAGGAUCUGCAAGCUACAGCCAUACUUUUAGAAAUUCAAGGGCUUUUGAUGCCACCGACUUAUCAAAUGUUUUCGAUGUGGCUAAUAAAGCUUUAGAAAUAGCUUUUGCUACUAAGGCUUUUAAACACAGACAAGGAAUUACUAACCAACAACUAGAAUUAGGAAUGAUACAGCAAGAUCUUAAAUUAAGUUCUUUAUCGGAGUUCUGCGGACGUAGACCUUUUUGUCCCCCUGUAUUGGAAAAAUUUAGAAGAAUUGAUGGAACCUGUAAUAAUUUGAAAAAUUCUGCUUGGGGAGGUCCUUUUACUCCUUAUGCUAGAUUACUCCCUCCUAGUUACGAAGAUGGAAUUUGGGCGCCACGUCUAUCAGCAAGAAGUCACGAAGAACUUACCACUCCUAGAUUAAUAAGUACUACUCUCUUUCCUGAUGAAGAUAUUCCAAACACAGGCUAUACACUUUUAUUGGCACAAUUUGGACAAUUUUUAUCUCAUGAUAUAACUCAUUCUAUGGAUACUUCUUUUGGUAAUGGUUCAGCUAUAUCCUGCUGUCAACCGGAAGGAGCAGGAGCAUUACCUCAUGAAAUGAGACACUAUGCUUGCAUGCCUAUACAAAUUCCCAAUAAGGAUAAAUUUUACGGCGUUUUUAAUCAAAGAUGUAUGAAUUUUGUGAGAUCGCUCUUGGCUCCAAGGGAAGAUUGUACCUUAGGUUAUGCCCAACAGAUGAACAAAAUAACACAUUUUAUUGAUUGUUCUUCAAUUUAUGGUUCAACUCCAGAACAAACCGGCGAACUUAGAAGUUUUGAGGAUGGUAAAUUAAUUGUAUUUAAUGAUUUUGGCAGAUCUCUACUUCCACUUUCUAAAGAUCCAGAAGCUUGUUUGACUAUGGAACAAGGAUCAGCUUGUUUUCAAGCAGGCGAUACAAGAUCAAACCAAAUGAUAUCACUUGUUGCUCUUCAUACAAUUUUCCAUAGAGAACACAAUCGAGUAGCGGAAGGCCUGCAAAAAUUAAAUCCGCUUUGGUCUGAUGAGUCUCUCUUUUUGGAAUCUAGAAGGAUUGUAAUUGCUGAAAUGCAAACUAUUAUUUUCAAAGAAUGGGUGCCCGCAGUUAUAGGAGAUUUGGCUAUGGAAGAAUUUCAGUUAAAACUGGAAGAAGGUUCAGAGUAUGCCUAUGAUUAUGAUAUGCAUAUAGAACCAUCGAUAACAAACGAAUUUGCUACUGCUGCUCUUAGAUUUGGUCAUUCUGCAGUUGAUGGAUUAAUAAAAUUAUAUGGGCCGAAAAAAAUGGAAGAAAUGAUAUCUAUUCCAGAAAUAAUGUUUCACCCAGCUCGUCUACGUAAAAGACUUUUCCUAGACGAAAUAUUGAGCUCUCUUACCACUGAACCAAUUCAAGAAGUGGACCACUCAUUUAGUGAAGGGUUGACAAGGUAUAUGUUCAGGGGCGGAAAUCCAUUUGGUGUGGACUUGGCCGCUUUAAACAUUCAAAGAGGCAGAGAUCACGGAUUAAGACCUUAUAAUGAUUACAGAGAACUCACAGGUCAACCAAGGAUAAAGAGUUUUAAAGAAUUUAGACCAGAUAUGGCAGAAAAAUUGUCCAAAGUUUAUGAAUCAGUGGAUGACUUGGACUUAUGGGUCGGAGGACUUCUUGAACCAAAGGCACCAGGUAGUUUAGUUGGUUACACUUUUAGAGAUAUUAUUGCAGACCAGUUUUCAAGAUUAAAAAAAGGAGAUAAGUACUUUUUUGAAAAUGAUCCAAGUAUUAAUCCUGGAUAUUUUACACCAGAUCAACUUCGUGAAAUUAGAAAGGCCUCCAUGUCAAGAAUUAUAUGUGAUAAUAGUGAUGGUAUUCUUUUGGGUCGUCAAGCGAUAAAUGCCUUUAGGCAGCCAGGUGUACCUGGGAAUGAAUUUGCGGAUUGUGAUGGAGCUUCCAUUCCAAGAGUAGACUUAAGAUAUUGGAAACAUUAAUCACGUUUUUAAAUUAUGUUUGUGUAUACAUUUGUAUUAUUGUUUUUUGUUGGUUAUAUUUAAGAUUUUAAUAAAUUUUGUUUUAGG